Messenger RNA from Truncatella angustata, 921 nucleotides. RefSeq lists its product as uncharacterized. The record is from RefSeq and is a predicted model, not a curated record. Lineage: Eukaryota; Fungi; Ascomycota; Sordariomycetes; Amphisphaeriales; Sporocadaceae. The coding region runs from base 1 to 921 and encodes 306 amino acids. The transcript has a single exon.
AUGGCUUCAUAUAGAAAGACCGCACUUGUCUCAGCGGCAACAGCAGUGUAUAUGGCAUCAGCUUCCUACACCACGACACCCAGCUGCCUGACCCUCAAAGGCGCCUAUACCAAUGGAACAAACCUUGGCUAUAUUAAUGUUGGCGACCAAGGCUUUGAUAUCUAUGCCGUCUUUGUGAACAGCAUCUCCUUCGCGACGAAAUUCGGCCUUGAUGCCGGUUCCGGCAACCUGAUCGACUACGACGGGUCUCCAUACACAGGACUCAUCACAUCGGCCACUUGGGAGGGGGUAGGCCUCGCAUAUCUGCAUUUUGACACCCCCCAGAAUCUGCAGGACCAGGAAACCGCAGAAAACAUAGCGCUUACGUGCGAGCUGAGCCGCCACAGCAAUAUCCUGACUUGUGCGCACCCCCGCAAGCCGGCGUACAGCGUGCUUCAGUACUGUACCAAAUAUGAAAACGUCAUCGCGAUCUCGGAUGACAUCAAUCUGGACAACGACUGUGAGGCCAUCGUGAUCACCGCGUCGGCGGCCCGGGGCUGCACGGUCCCCACGAGCACGCCCGUCGUGACGCUCGCGACCACGACGACCACGACGACGCUCCCGACGAGCACCACGGCGCCACUGCAGCGGUAUCUGUGUCCCUCAGGCGGGCCGACGCUGUGCGCGGACGGCUUCCUGGUCAAGUGCAACAAGGUCGUGUAUCCUUUUGCGGGCUCGUGGUACGUCGUACCAGGGAUCCGCUCGGAGAUAAAGUGCCACCAGGCCUGCGUCGCCGACGCAGCCUGUGGCGGCUGGGAGUACUACGAGGAGGAGGUCGAUCUGAUCCUUUGCACGCACACGCAUGACAUGUAUUCGCCCAACGUUCAGUUUCGUUUUGAGUACUACUUUUAUUCGACUGGAAUCAGAGGGGUAUGUCAGUAG